Molecule: messenger RNA, 3024 nt
Organism: Rhinolophus ferrumequinum (greater horseshoe bat)
Lineage: Eukaryota; Metazoa; Chordata; Mammalia; Chiroptera; Rhinolophidae
Gene: B4GALNT2
Product: beta-1,4-N-acetyl-galactosaminyltransferase 2
Exons: 12
Coding region: 279-1790 (503 amino acids)
Biological process (GO): UDP-N-acetylgalactosamine metabolic process; UDP-N-acetylglucosamine metabolic process
Cellular component (GO): Golgi membrane
Molecular function (GO): hexosyltransferase activity
Source: RefSeq, a predicted model, not a curated record
CAGGGCGGGGGCCAAUUGCUGGUCUAUUCGCCGUGAGGUUCGGUCGUUCCCCAAACGGCAAUAUAGAUGCUUGGACGGAUUGCGCCGCUGGGCGCACCGAAAGAUCCAGCAGGUGGGCGGGGGUUGGUGGUGACGUGAGACUCGGGGACCAAGCCAAGCUCUCGCGUCCUUCUCCACCUGUCCUGCUCCCAGAAGAUUUGUCCGGGUUGGUGCCAGGGCCGGGUGGCUGCCCAACUCGGUUUGACCAGCUCCGUCCGCCUGAGGAGGCAGGAUUCAGGAUGGUUUCGUGCGGCUCUAGAUUUCCAUGGCUCAUCAAGAUGUCCAUCUUCAUCUUAGGACUUGGCAUGGUAUUAUUUACAUUGAAAAGUGUGUAUCUUCAUGAAGAGUUCAGUCUCAAACCAGAGCUCCCUCGACCUGCUCAGGCUGUCCAGAUGCCAAAGCUUCUAUCUGAAGAACGUCUCAGGAACCUCUUUACUUACGAUGGGAUCUGGCUGUUCCCGAAAAAUCAGUGCAAAUGUGAAAUCAAACACCAGGGCUACAACUUUCAGGAUGCCUAUGACCAGAGAGACCUCCCUGCAGUGAAAGUGAGGAGACAAGCUGAAUUUGAACACUUUCAGAGAAGAGAAGGGCUGCCCCGCCCGCCACCCCUGCUGGCUCCUCCCAACCUGCCCUUUGCGUAUCCUGUCCAUGGGGUGGAGGUGAUGCCCCUGCACACAGUUCCCAUCCCAGGUCUCCAAUUUGAUGGACCCAAGGCCCCCAUCUAUGAGGUCACACUGACAGCUUCUCUGGGGACACUGAACACCCUCGCUGACAGUCCAGAUGGAGUGGUGCAGGGCAGAGGCCAGAAGCAGCUGACCAUUUCAACCAGUGACCAGAAGCUUUUGAAUUUCAUUCUCCAGCACGUGACCUACACCAGCACGGUGUACCAGCACCACAGGGUGGAUAUCGUGAGUCUGGAGUCCAAGUCCGCAGUGGCCAAAUUUCCAGUGACCAUCAGAUAUCCCGUCAUGCCCAGGUUAUAUGACCCUGGACCAGAGAAGAAGCUCAGAGACCUGGUGACCAUUGCCACCAAAACAUUCCUCCGUCCCCACAAGCUCAUAACCAUGCUCAGGAGUGUCCGUGAGUAUUACCCAGACUUGACCGUGAUUGUGGCUGAUGACAGCAAGGAGCCCUUGAAAAUUAAUGACAGCCACGUGGAGUACUACAUCAUGCCAUUUGGGAAGGGUUGGUUUGCUGGUAGGAACCUGGCCAUAUCUCAGGUCACCACCAAAUAUGUUCUCUGGGUGGACGAUGACUUUCUCUUCAACGAGAAGACCAAGAUUGAGAUGCUGGUGGAUGUUCUGGAGAAAACUGAACUGGAUGUGGUAGGCGGCAGUGUGCUGGGAAACUUGUUCCAGUUUAAGCUGUUUCUGGAGCAAAGUGAGGAUGGGGACUGUCUUCACCGGAGGUCAGGAUCUUUCCGGCCUUUGGAUGGCUUCCCCAACUGUGUGGUGACCAGUGGCGUUGUCAACUUCUUCCUGGCCCACACAGAACGACUUCAAAGGGUUGGCUUUGACCCCCGCCUGCAACGAGUGGCACAUUCAGAGUUCUUUAUUGAUGGGCUUGGGAGCCUGCUCGUGGGGUCAUGCUCAGACGUGAUUAUAGAUCACCAGCCCCAUUCUCCAGUGGCGGACUCAGAGCUGGCCACCUUGGAGAAGACCUACAGAAAAUACCGGACCAACACCAACGCCCAGAUCCAGUUCAAGCUGGCUCUCCACUAUUUCAAGAACCAUCUCCAAUGCUCCACGUAAAGGACCAUACUGAAGACCACAGGAAGUCACUAACGCACCAACACCCGCCUUUGUUCCUGCCAUUUCCCAUGCUUCAGAUUCUACAGUCUUGAGAGGCACAUAGUCUGUACUGCAGACACCAGCAACAGUUUCAGGAUCACCAGCUUCCCAGGAGGUCACUGCUCUCUCCUCCAUCUCUUCCACACAGCUCUACAUCUAAUGACUUUCACAGGAUUCAUAUCUGUAUAUAGCUUUUUCUUAAUCCUUUGCUUGGAUGCUCCAAUUGCCUUUAUACCCUUCAGCCUUCCUGCUCCAGCUUCAAACAAGUUACCUAUAAAAUCUACAUCCUCAUUCCACUUUAAAUUUUACCAGCAGAUUAUCAAUUUUUUCAUUAUGUGACUGAAUAAUCUAUGUAACUGCACAUGCCAUGCUCUUGGAGAAAGACCCCAGCUCUCUGCAUGCAAGGACGCAGAAGGUAUUACAACAGAAAAAGAAAAGAAUACAUUUGACUUGAUCAAAAUUAAAAGCUUCUGCUAAUUAAAAGACACUAUUAAGAAAGUGAAAAGAUAAGCCACAGAUUGGAAGAAAAUAUCUGUAACACAAAUAUUUGGCAAAUGAUUCACAUCUCAGAUAGAAAAAGAAUUCCUAUAAAUUAAUAAAAUUAAGACAAUAUUUUUAAGUGGGCAAAAAUGCUUGAAGAAAAACUUAGAAAAGAAGACAUCCAAAUGGCUAGUGAGCGUAUUUAAAAAAAAAAAAAAAAAGAUGUUCAACUUCAUUAACCAUCAGGGAACUGCAAAUUAAAACCACAAGGAGAGAUCUUUAUACACCCACUAGAAUGGCUAAAUUUAAAAGACUAACAAUACAACCUAUUAAGUAAGAUGGGAAGCAACUGAAACUCACAGCAACGGUCAUAAUAGCUUUAUAUUAGCCCCAAAGUGAAAACAACCAAAAUGUCCAUCAACUGGAGAAUGAACCAAGAAAUUGUGGUAUAUUCAUACAAUGGAAUACUACUCAGCAAUAAAACUCAUGCUAUUGUUAUAUAAAGUGACCUGGAUGAAUCUCGAAAACAUUAUGUUACACAAAUGGUAUCAUUUAUCUGGCUUCUUUUGCUAAACAUAACGUUUACAUACAAGGUUGGGCAAUUAAGUUCGUGAACUCAUCCUAGAAAAAGUGCUACGUACCUCAUUGCUGAAUAUCACUAUGGUAACCUUCCAAGUACUCCCUUUGGGAAGUUAUGCACUGACAACCAGUGCCU